Messenger RNA from Trichobilharzia szidati, 1809 nucleotides. NCBI's taxonomy places the organism in Eukaryota, Metazoa, Platyhelminthes, Trematoda, Strigeidida, Schistosomatidae. The record is from the annotation of a GenBank genome assembly.
UGACCUUAAGGUUAGGGCGCCUCCCGCGAUUUCAAUGGGUUGGCGCGUUUAUAUUAAGCCUGUGUUUGUCGUUUGCUACGCUCUGUUGAUAUGUAGUACACUUCCGUUUUUGAUUUUAAAGCUGUAUGAAAAAUCAGCCCCAGCAAUAGUCAGCGCCUGGUUUGUUGCUGGACUGUUUGUUCUUGGAGCAAUACCAAUUUCACUCUGGACAAUUAUUGAACACGUGAUAAAUUAUACUAAGCCCUUUCUGCAAAGACAUAUCAUCAGGUAGGAUUAUUUUUCGAUAAAUUUUACCGCAGAAUUCUAUGGAUGGUCCCGAUAUAUGCAAUCGACGCAUGGAUGGCAUUGAUUUUCCCGAAGUAUGCAAUAUACUUUGACACAUUGAGAGAAUGUUACGAAGCCUAUGUCGUGUACAACUUUCUGGCCUUUUUGCUGAACUACCUCAAAAGCCAGUAUCCUGACCUAGGGCACGUCGUCAAACAGAAACCUCAAGUGAAACACUUGCCACCCUUUUGCUUUCUUAAGUCAUGGGAAAUGGGAAGAAGGUUUAUUGAUCACUGUCGCCACGGCGCAUUGCAGUAUACCGUUAUUCGUCCUCUUACAACUGCAGUCGCUUUAAUUUGUGAGAUACUUGGUGUGUAUGGUGAGGGUGACUUCAACUUUCAUCAUGCUUUUCUCUACUUGACUAUAAUCAAUAAUAUCUCUCAAAUUUGGGCGCUUUACUGUCUAGUACUAUUUUACCGAUGUGCUCGUCAAGAGUUGAAGCCCAUGAAGCCAGUGGCUAAAUUUUUGUGCGUCAAGUUCGUCAUAUUCAUGUCUUUCUGGCAGUCCAUUCUAAUAGCUGUGCUUGCUGCUACUGGCCUGAUAAGAAAAGUUGAAGCUUGGAAGCUUUAUGAUGUUCGGUCGAUUGGCAUUGCUCUUCAAAAUUUUGCUAUAUGUAUCGAAAUGUUUAUAGCCGCGAUAGCGCAUCACUUCUCCUUCAGUAGUGCACCAUUUGUGGAUCCAGAUGCUCCAACAACGGGUUGCUGUCAAUCGUGGUGGUCAAUGUGGGAUGUAUCAGACAUGCGCCAUGAUGUUGUCGAACAUGUAAGACAUAUCGGCCAUAGUGUCAGGCGUUUCAACUUGUCCUCAGAUAGACAGUCCACUAACCGUCGGAGCCGUGGUUGUCCGUAUAAUCCAAAUUUAUCCUGUGAAGACAGACGUAAUACAGAUACCUCGAACAACAUGAUUUCUUUUGAAAGUGAAUCCAGUCCCCUUCUUCCUCAUGAAGAGAUCACUUCAGUUGAAGUGGUUGCUGCAACGACUACUACUACUACCGCUAUUACUCCUACUAAUACUGCCAGCCUCACCACCUCUGAAUGUAUCUAAAAGUGGAAAGGUGUAGGCGCCGACUUGGUCGCCACUGUACACUCUUCACACAUUAGGCUAGGAAAUUGUAAUUAUCAUUUGUAUCAUUGCAUAAUGUAAUUUACCCUGUGCUUCUCAUCUUAAUGAAUAGAUCCAUCACUAACUUAAAUAAUAUUAAUAUGUUCAAAUUGAGUAUAAUAUUCUAUUAUUUAUUUAUUUUGCUUUUUUUUUAACUAAAUCAGUCUUCGAAAAGAUGUUUUCUUUGUAACUAACCACUUUACCCAUUAAUAAAUUGAUACCCAUCAUAUUUCCUCUUUUGUCACCGUGUAUUGCCUUUUUUCACGUUUUUCACGUUUGUUUCGGAUGUAUAUUAUACUGUCAGUUUGAACAUUUUAAACUGGACAAAAUAUUUGAGUACAGAGAACCCUGUGUGUGUGUGAUGAGCAACUUCUCAAGUUGUGC